Rubroshorea leprosula is the source of this 4068-nucleotide messenger RNA. The record is from the annotation of a GenBank genome assembly. NCBI's taxonomy places the organism in Eukaryota, Viridiplantae, Streptophyta, Magnoliopsida, Malvales, Dipterocarpaceae.
AAAUAUACCGGACGACUGGAGCUACAAUGAUAUGUGGAGCACAUUUGGCAAGUAUGUGCGGAUAUUCUCCAUUUACAGUCCACAGAGAAGAAGUAAGAGUGGAAGCAGGUUUGGUUUUGUUAGAUUUUUGGAAGUGAGGAAUGCUAAGGAGCUAGAGAGUCAACUAGAUCAGAUUAGGAUUGAGGGGCGGAAGAUAUGGGUAAAUCUAGCCAAGUAUCUAGAGGAGAGAGGCGAGAAGGAAAAGGUUAGGAGGGGCAUCAACGAAAAUAAAGUUAUUCAUGGGAAAUCAUUUGCUGAUGUUCCAGAACAGAGACAGGAAUGGAAAAUGAAAAAUAGAGAAAAAGAGUGGUCGGGUAUGGAGUAUACAGUAAAAGAGGAGGAUUUUGAGUGGCUAAAGGGAUGUUACAUAGGCAUAGCUCGCUCAGUGGAGAUUGUCCCGAUUCUGCAGGAAAGAUUCUACAUGGAAGGGUAUUUUUCAUGUAGACUCAGAGCUAUGGGGGGAAAAAUGGUCCUUAUGGAUUGUGAGGACAAAAAAGAGCUUAAGGACUUAGUGCAACACGCCUCGGAUUGGCUUGGCCAGUGGUUCUCAGAAGUAACACCAUGGUCUCCUUCAAUGGUGGCAAAAGAAAGUACAAGCAAGAGAAGAAGAUUUGACAUUGCCAAGUUCCUCAUCUCAACAACAAUGAUGGAGUCAAUCUCAGUAAAAAGAAAGAUUAAAGUGAAUGGAGCCAUGUAUGAGCUAAAAUUCACAAAAGAAGAACUCACAAAAAGCCUUUUUUCUCUAAAAUAUGAUUUCAUGCCAAGUUUCAAUAGCGACCCAGAGUAUGAUGAAUCAUGGUCUGAUGACACUGAUUAUGAUGAUGGUUGUGACGAGAUAAGCAAAGAAGCAGAUAAAGAGACAACCGCCAGCGAAGAAGAGGUGGCCGGAGACAACAUAGAGUGCGAAGGAAGAGGAAGUAGGUUGGUUAUAGCUCCUACACCCGAGGCAAAAUUUGAAUUGGAUGGAACAGGUAAUGAUGAGACACAGCUCAACAAGGGUGACAGACUAUUCCAAAGCAAGGUGGGUGAGGAAGAGACGGUAGAAAUGGUAGCAGACAGCUUUGACAUGGAAAUAGAAGAAGAUGACGUCGAUGGAAGUGUGAAGGAGUGGAUGAGAGUGAUGCCAAAGCAAGGCAAGCUGAAAAGAAAGAAAAAAGUCAAAGCGUGUAGCGCGGUAUGCAAAAGAUCAGUUCUUCUUGGAGUCAUGAAUCAGAAGAAGAAAGACAAAGGUAGAUCUGGGUCGAGUCAAGCAGAGGAGGAGGAAACUUCACAUUGUCGUCCGAGCACGAGCAACUCAGUAGUAGGGGGUUUUGUGGGGAAUAGUGGCAUCCAAAACUGCAAUAGAAGGCUGAACAAGGUCCCCAACAAACGAAUCACAACUGAAUUGUGGAAUUUUGCAAAGAGGAUUAGGGCAGUGAUAGAGGAAGAGGAGCCGGUCAUCAGGAAGCUCGAAGAGAUGGAGAAAAGGGAUAGAGCAACAAAAGAGGUAGAAAACGCAAGAGGAGCAAGUGAAGUACAGAAGGAAACCAAGAAGUGUGGGUUAGAUAGGAAUUUUUGUAAAAGGUUAUGGCACUCAGAAGACUUUGAUUGGGUAGUGAAGGAUUCCAUAGGAAGGUCAGGAGGGUUGUUGUGUGUAUGGAAUUCUAAAGCCAUCAGUGUGAAGCACGUCUGGGAAGGAGAGAACUUUAUUAGUAUCCAAGGGGUGUGGACUGUAGAGAAUGUUGUGAUCAAUGUAGUCAAUGUUUAUUCCCCAUGCCAACUUGCUGGAAAAAGAAUCUUAUGGCUGGAGUUAAAGAAUUUAGUUCUGCAAACAGGAGGAAUGUGGUGUGUUGUGGGAGAUUUUAACGUAGUUCGGAAAGUUGAGGAGAAGAUAGGGAGUAGAAGAUUAACUACAGAGAUGGGAGAGUUUGACAACUUCAUUAUAGAAUCAGAACUGAUUGAUAUUUCGUUAAUGGGUAGAAAAUUCACAUGGUACCAAACAGGGGGCAGAUUCAUGAGUAGAAUUGAUAGAGUAUUGCUGUCAGAGGAAUGGUUAUCCAGGGAGCUAAUAAGAAAAGCCUGGGAACAAGCAAAUAUCCAAGGAUGGGCUGGGUUUCAACUUAAGGAAAAGCUGAAGAUCACCAAGGAAGCACUGAAGAAGUGGAGCAAAAGCUUUGUACCCGAAAUUGACAGCAGAAUAAAAGAGGCCACAGCACAGAUUGAGCAGUUAGAUCUAAAAGGGGAGUCGGAGCAGCUAUCAGAUGAGGAGAUUGAAAGAAGAAGACAGGCUUUGCUAGCUCUAUGGAACAAUAUAAGAUACAAGGAGAAUAUGCUACAACAAAAAUCUGGAAAAGCAUGGUUAUCAAAUGGGGAUGCGAACACAAAGUUUUUCCAUAGUUGUGUGAAGGGGAGGUGGAAAAGGAAUGAAAUGAAUAGCAUACAAAUAAAAGGAACUCAGUAUACAGAAGCUAGAAGAAUGAAAGAGGAGAUUGCUAGCUUUUUUCAGAACAUGUUUGCGGAAGAACAAUGGAAGAGGCCAACUUUAGAAGGAGUAAACUUCAAGAGAAUUUAUGCAGAAGAAAACAGCUCCCUCACUACACCCUUUACCGAAGAAGAGAUUAAGACUGCGAUAUGGGACUGUGAAAGCUCAAAGGCACCAGGGCCUGAUGGAUUCAACUUCAAAUUCAUCAAAAGUGAAUGGGAGACAAUCAAAAGGGAUGUCAUCGGGUUUCUAGAGGAAUUCCAGAGAAAUGGCAAAUUGGUGAAAGGUCUAAAUACCUCCUUCAUAGUGCUGGUGCCAAAAGUAGAAAACCCACAGAAAAUUGAAGAAUACAGACCUAUCUUGCUUAUUGGGGCGGUAUAUAAAAUUCUUGCCAAAACUCUGGCUAACCAUCUUAAGAAUGUGUUGGCAGGGGUAAUGGGUCAACAGCAAAUGGCAUUUAUAAGCGGAAGACAAUUGAUGGAUGGGGUCAUGAUAGCAAAUGAGAUUGUGGAUGAAACAAAAAAGAAGAAGAAGAAAGCCUUUAUGCUCAAGAUUGACUUUGAGAAAGCUUAUGACAAGGUUAGUUGGAGCUUCUUGGAUUUUAUGCAGCAGAAGAUGGGAUUUUCUACUAAGUGGAGGAAAUGGAUCAUGCAGUGUCUGAAAUCCAGCAUGGUGUCGGUAUUAGUCAAUGGCAGCCCUACAAGGCAAUUCAUGGUUUCGAGAGGCCUUUGGCAAGGGGAUCCACUGUCACCUUUCUUAUUUUUAAUUAUUAUAGAAGGGAUCAACGGGCUAGCUUCAAAAGCAAUACAAAAUGGGUUACUGAAAGGAAUGGAAGUAGGACAUGGAGGAUUCAAGGUCUCACACCUGCAAUAUGCAAAUGACACACUUCUGUUUGGUGAAGCCACCGAGGAGAAUGUCUGGGCCAUGAAGGGUAUUCUAAGAACAUUUGAGCUGGUGUCGAGGCUAAAGAUCAAUUUUAACAAAAGCCUACUCAUUGGCAUUGGGGUAGAGGAAGAGUGGCUUCACAAAAUGGCGUGGAUAAUGUGCUGUAAAAAAAGGAAUAUGCCCUUCAAAUACUUGGGGAUCCCUAUUAGGGGUAGCUGCAGAAAGAUUUCCUUUUGGAAGCCGCUAGUGGAGGUCUUCCACAAGAAAUUAACAACAUGGAAGGGUCGGUACUUAUCUCUUGGCGGUCGGAUCACUCUCAUUAAUUUAGUGCUAUCCAGUCUCCUCGUGUUUUGGAUGUCGAUGUACUUGAUCCCGAAAGGUACAAUUCUUUCUCUUGAUAAAAUUCGUAGAAGAUUUUUGUGGGGUGGGGUUGAGGGAGAUAAGAAAAUAAAUUGGGUCAAAUGGGAUACGGUAUGCAUGGAUAAAGAACUAGGGGGAUUAGGAGUGAAGGACUUAAGGAAAUUUAAUUUGGCGCUGCUAGGCAAAUGGUGGGGCAGAUUAGUGAAUAAGGAUGAUGGGCUAUGGAAAAAAGUGAUCUUAGAAAAAUACGGGAGAGAGGGAGAAUAUUGGCUACGAAUCAACUUGGUGGAGGGACAUAUGUAGAUUAAACAAUAUUGAGUGCA